AUGAGUGCUAUGCGCGAAUCCGACAGCCCGGCCGCCGAACCGCAGUUUUCGGCGCCCUCCAAGCCCGCCCCACGCGCCGGGCAUCGCCGUUCGCACAGCCUGACAACAAACAGUCUCGUGCGGCACACCCUGCAUGUCACCCCAGAACAGCAGGCAUACGUCAAUGGGCUCAUCGACAAGUGGGAAGCCAAGAAUCCCCCCAAGCCCUUCAAGCCCUUCGAACUUCCCGCGGAGUUCGCAGUUCGCUUCAGCGCUCUAUCCAACGCUGCUGCUGAACCACUGCUACCUCAGCGAGACGACCUUGGAGCUCCCGAACGAGCCGGCCCCUCGGAGGAGCACCGAAGCGUCGCACUGCCCCCCACCAACAGGGAAGAGCAGAUGGACACAACUGCUUCCCGCAAGCGCAGCCGCGAGGAGGUCAGCAGCGACGACGAGGAGGACGGACCUCGCAAGCAGUCGGCCACCUCUCCUGCCGAUCCCGAGCCUUCCGACGAGGACAACGUCCCCACACAGUGCACUGAGGAGACAGGGACAGAGGCCACAACACCUGCGAGCCUCGACGAAGCUGCCGCUGCUGCAGUGACCUCCUCGGCGGCCCAAACUACUUCGUCGAGCCCCUCCCCCGCCCUCUUGCCUUCGGGAGACACGCUGGUGGCCAAUGCUGCUGGCCAGGGCAGCGGUAGCCCUCCUCCCGCCCCUGCGGCAGCUGAGACACCGACAACCCCUCUCGAUUCACUCUCGGCUGAAGCAGAGGCCAUGGACGAGGCUACAGUUGACAACUGCACGCAGGAAACCACUCGGAAGACCACCCCAGCGACCGCAAUGGCCUUUCUGAGGUCCCCAACGACCGGAGAACAGCCAGCAUCCCGCAAGAGGAAGAAGAAGGGCAGGAAGACAGCUCGGAAACAGCACACCCCUGCUGCACCCCUGAGCACCUCGGCUGUCUCUUCCUCUGCGGGACCAAGUGCCCCUCCUGCUGAUCCUGUCACCACUGGGAGACCACCAGUACUGACCCCUGCGGUUACCAGACCCCCGGAGAGCCAGCCAAACGAGGUGAGCUUCCAGGAGGUGAAGUCAAAGGCUGCACUGCGGCGCGCCAGGAAAAUCACCACCGCUGCCCUGCCGGUGGACCCUGCUGUUGUGGGGACAGUGCUUUUCCGGCCCUCUGCUCCUGGCGGCUCAUUUCGCGGCACUCCACGCCUGAGUAUCGCGCAGGCGCUCCCAUCGAACCCGGGUGUUGCUGACAUCCGGGUGAAUCACCACCGCAACAUCGUGGCGGUGGACGCGACCUCUCAGGAGUGCCUCACUCUGCUCCUGGCCCUCACGGAGCUGCGGGACAUACCGAUCACUGCCAGGGAGCCCGCGGACGGCCACACCAGCAUGGGGUUCAUUCAUGGCGUGGAUGAAGACCCUGCAGAGGACACCCUGCUUCCUGGCCUCCAGUCUGCUGUUCCCGUGCUAGCAGCCACCAAGGAGGGCCGCACGGUCACGCUGCGUUUUGGGGGCCCAGUUCCGCCGGAGCGGGUGGCGCUCUUCCGCGUACACUUCCCCGUGCGGCCAGCCAGGCCCCGACCGCUGCAGUGCAAGCAGUGUAGCCGGUAUGGUCACGUACGAGAGGCGUGCCGCUGGCCGGACAGUUGCAUCCGCUGCGGCCGGACCCACACAGCUGACGCGGACUGCCAGCGGCCCCGGUGCGUCAACUGUGGCGGCCCCCACUCGGCUGACACCCCACACUGUCCCAGGUGGCAGGAACAACGCCAGGUGGCCUCCAUCAUGGCGUCCUCCACCACUGCCCUCUCUAGGCGAGUGGUUGCAGCGGCAGUGCGGGAGGAGACCAGGGAGGCUCGCACAUAUGCGAGUGCUGUGAAGGGGCACACCCUUCCUGCCCGGCCUGUUCCUGCUCCCCGCAACCGCCGUAAACCAGCCCCUGUGGACCUGACUGCUGCUGCCGCCUUGGAGGCCCCACCUGCUGAUGCUGCUCCCACGGCCCAGCCUGGUGUUGCUACUGCUCUCGCAACACCCCCUACUGGGGCCACUGCUCCUGAGGCCCAGGCUGCUGUGGACCACGUCACCCAGAUCGUCAUUAGCCUUCUGCUCACCCUGCAGGAUGCGGAAGCCAAGCUUCCACACGAUCACCCCUUCCGAGCCAUCUGCCAGCUGGCAGCGGCCUUGCAGCAGCCCACGAGCCACCAUGACGAUUUCUCCCUGCAUCUCCAGCGGGAGGGCUUUGACGUGCUGGCUUUGCAGGAGGUCUACGCCCAGGCUGAGGAGGUGCGCCUGCCGGGGUACGUGGGCUACAGCAGCAGGACCAGGUGCACCCUGGAUGCCUGCCACGCUGCCCCCUGCCUGGAUGACUGCCACCCGCAGGGUACAGCCCGGUGCGCCGUCUACGUGAAGCGUGAGCUCCUACAGGCUGAAGUUCCUGUGGCCGACCUGGUCGGUGGUCCCUUCGAGUGCUGUGCCGUCCGUGUACGCCUCGAGGGGGGAGACACCACUGUGGCCAGUGUGUACGUCCGGCCAAACCAGCCUUGGGACCCCAGGGGCAGGGCGCUCAGGGACACCUUGCAGCAGCUGGGCCUGCAGAUUCUGAACACAGGGGUCAGGACUUUCAUCCGUGGUGGGGGCCGGGCAGCCCAGUCGGCCAUCGACAUCAGCGCCGCCACGGAGGGAUGCCGCUACUCGUGGGCGCCGGCUCCGGACACCUGGGGUUCGGACCACCUGCCCCUCCUGCUGUCCCCCUUCCGAGGCAAGGCCCUCAGGGAUCGGGAAUACCAGGUCGUGGACUGGCGAGCCUACCGGCGGCUAUUCAAGGAGGACACGAGUGGCAGGGACCUUAUGCAGUUGGUGGUCGACAGCGCCAGGGCAGCAACUGUCGUCACUAAGGUCUCACAGGGGCAGCCCGUUCCGGACAUCAGGCACCUGGCACUGAGGGCGGCGCGGCGGCGUGCAGAACGGCAGGCCUUGAGCAAGGGCCUACCCGAACUCUGGACCUGUUUCCGGAGGGUCGACGCCGUCUGCAGACGCCACGCUCGCAGGCGCAGGAACCAGGGAUGGGUGAGCGUCUGCGUCACCAUCGACAGCUCAAAGGAUGGAGCCCGUGCCUGGCGCUUGCUGAAGUGCCUACUGAUGGUGCCCAGGGCUUACAACCAGGUGCUGUCCGUGGCUGUCCUCCUUGCCAUUCCGGCCUCCGAGCUGGCCGAACGCCUGGCCGACCAGUUCGCCAGCAGAGAGGUCGCCCAGCUAGCCACAACACCUCCUCCAGCCGCUCUCCCGUGUCCAGCCUCCUGCCAUCAUCCCGGAUGGGUGGUUGCACAGGUCCAGGAACUGUGCAACGAACCCAUCCGGAUGCACGAGCUCGUGGCAGCCCUCGAUGGAUGCAAGCGACGCAGCGCCCCAGGAGCAGACGGCAUUACCUUCCAGAUGCUCCGCAACCUGGAGGAAGGAGGGCGUCAACGUCUCCUGGGACUCUACAACGACGUCUGGAAUACCGGGGAGCUCCCGGAGUCCUGGCGAACUGCGGUGGUGGCACCCAUCCUGAAGCCCCGGAAGAAGGCCACGGCGCUCUCCUCAUACAGGCCAGUAUCGCUCACCUCAGCAGCGUGCAAGGUGCUGGAGAGGGUGGCACUGGAGAGAAUGCAGUGGAUCGCCGACCAACUGGAUUUCUUCCCGGAACGUCGUCGCCCCCUGGAGGAUGCCAAGAGCUGCGGGGACGUGGCAAUGCUGCUGCUGCUGGACGUGGAGAGCGCCUUCGACGGUCUCCCGCACGUUGUCGUCGAGGCGGCCAUAGACCGGCUUGGCAUCAGCGGGUGCCUCCGAGGCUUCGUGUCCGCCUUCCUGUCCGGGAGGACCUUCUGCGUCCGUGUUGGAGGGGUGACCAGCCAGCCUAAGGACAUCACUACCGGUGUCCCACAAGGUUCUGUGCUAAGUCCUUUUCUCUUCAACAUGGCGCUGGCAGGACUUCCAGCCUCCCUCCCGACAGACACCAGGUUCCCGGCCCGCUGCUCCGUCUACGCUGAUGACGUGGCACUGUGGGCAAGGGGACCAAGGCGGUCCAUUCCUGCCAUCAGGAGGUCACUGCAGGCAGCCCUGGAUGCAGUGAUCUCCUUCCUCGGAGGCAUCGGCCUCAAAGUCUCUGCCACCAAGACCGAGGCCCUGCUGAUCCAUCCACUCGCUGCGGCAUGGGUCUACGUGAAGCCACUGAGGGUCGGCAACCGCAGUCUCCCCUGGAGAAAGGAGGUGAGGUACCUGGGCCUCACUGUCGACCACCGGCUCACCUGGAUCCCCGCUGCGAAGGCCGCCGCCACCAAGGUCCGACGAGUUCAAGGGGCCAUCGGCAAACUUCAGCAGCGUGGCCGUGGAUGCUCCACGAAGUGGGCGCUGCGGCUCAACCAGGCCGCGGCGUCCUCCGUGCUGCUGUAUGCCCUGCCACUGGUGAACCUGACGCCAGCCAGGAGAUCCCUGCUGGAGGGACUGCACAGAGGAGCCGUGAGGACCAUCCUAGAGCUCCCCAGGUGCUCCCCUGUUGCAGCGACGCUUGCGGAGGCGAGAGAGUGGCCCCUGACGCUACGCAUGCUCCAGCGAGCGUUGGGGCACAUCGACCACCUCCACCGUGCCGCGGACGGUGCAGCCCUUCUGGAACGCUUGCGCAGCCUGCCAGGAUCCAGGAUGGGAGGCUUCCUCCCAUUGUACCACCAGAUGGUACCGGAUCCACCAGCCCCUGUUGCCUCUCCGCCGCCACACCACCGGCCCCCUGAGGUGCACCUCCACCUGGCUGGGGCAACGAAGCGACGAAUUCCUGCAGCAGCACUGCAGCAGGCAGCCUCCUGCAAGCUCCAGGAGCAACUAGAGGGUCGGCUGCAGGUUUUCACGGAUGGAUCCGUGAUGCCAGAGUGGACUGCAGCGGCGGCUUGCGUCGUCCCUGCACGGACCAGCAGCAGGCAGUGUAAGCUGCCUUUCCCGGCCAGUUCAACGGCGGCAGAGCUGACCGGACUCCACCUGGCAGCUGACCUACUGGCAGAAGACAUCCCAUCAGAGCCUGUCGCCGUCCUCUGUGACAGCAAGGCAGCACUACAGAUCCUGGCCAACCAUCGAGACACCGGACUGACCGGAAGCCUCCUGGCGGCCAAGUACCGUGCCCUUGCUGCAUCUGGUGCAUCCGUCUCCUUCCACUGGCUGCCCUCCCAUGUGGGCAUAGCUGGUAACGAGGAGGCAGACGCGCUUGCCAAGGCAGCACACCAGCCUGGCACCCCCAUCACCCUCAAGAAGCUCCUGGUCACGGUCCACCCAGAUUCAAGGGUGGCCAGUGAACGAGGGCCAAAGCUGCUACCAGAGACGGGCCUCACCAGGAGAGAUCGGUCUGCCCUGCUGCGCCUGCUGACCGGCUGUGUGUGGACCGCUGCCCGCCGACAUGCGAAGGGUCUCUGCGCCUACCCAGCCUGCAGCCGCUGCGGCGAUCCUGAGACCCUCGAGCACCUCCUCUGUGCCUGUCCUGGCUUGGCACAGGAACGCUCGAGGGUCACUACGGCCUACCGGAGCCAGGGCCUACCUGCCUCCACCUGCUCUUCCCCUCGCGUCCCCACCUGCCAGCACUCCGGAGCCUGGUGGAGUUCCUGGACGAGACGGGAAUAG
Messenger RNA from Rhipicephalus sanguineus (brown dog tick), 5628 nucleotides. RefSeq lists its product as uncharacterized. Gene Ontology annotation, molecular function: nucleic acid binding; RNA-DNA hybrid ribonuclease activity. Bases 1 to 5628 code for a protein of 1875 amino acids. The record is from RefSeq and is a predicted model, not a curated record. NCBI's taxonomy places the organism in Eukaryota, Metazoa, Arthropoda, Arachnida, Ixodida, Ixodidae. The transcript is spliced from 4 exons.